Rubroshorea leprosula is the source of this 2733-nucleotide messenger RNA. Lineage: Eukaryota; Viridiplantae; Streptophyta; Magnoliopsida; Malvales; Dipterocarpaceae. The record is from the annotation of a GenBank genome assembly.
AAUUAAAUGGGAGAAUUCCAAAUAGCAUCGGGCAACUUUCUAAGUUAGAGAGCAUAGAUCUCUCUAGCAAUCAAAUGAGUGGGAGUAUUCCAGAUGGCAUCAAGCAACUUUCUAAGUUAAAGAGCAUGGAUCUCUCUAGCAAUAAAUUGAGUGGGAGUAUUCCAGAUAGCAUCAAGCAACUUUCUAAGUUAGAAAGCAUAGAUCUCUCUCACAAUCAACUGAGUGGGAGUAUUCCAGAUAGCAUUGGACAACUUUCUCAGUUAGAAAGCAUAGAUCUUUCUCAUAAUCAAUUGAGUGGGAGUAUUCCAUUUAGCAUCAGGCAACUUUCUAAGUUAGAGAGCAUAGAUCUCUCUCGCAAUCAACUUAAUGAGAGUAUUCCAGAUAGCAUCAAGCAACUUUCUAAGUUAGAGAGCAUAGAUCUCUCUAACAAUCAAUUGAGUGGGAGUAUUCCAGAUAGCAUCGGACAACUUUCUCAGUUAGAGAGUAUAGAUCUUUCUCAGAAUCAAUUGAGUGGGAGUAUUCCAAAUAGCAUCAAGCAACUUUCUAAGUUGAAGAGCAUGGAUCUUGCUGGCAAUCAAUUCAGUGGGAGUAUUCUAGAUAGCAUCGUGCAGCUUUCUAAGUUAGAAUUUUUAUUUCUUUCUGGCAAUCCAUUAAAUAGGAGUAUUCCAUAUAGCAUUGGGCAGCUUUCUAAGUUAAAGUGUUUAUAUCUUUCUGGAAAUCAACUGAGUGGGAGUAUUCCAGAUAGCAUCGGGCAGCUUUCUGAGUUAAGGCAGCUAUCUCUUGUUAGCAAUCAAUUGCGUGGGAGUAUUCCAGAUAGCAUUAUGCAGCUUUCUAAGUUAAUUUCUUUAGAUCUUUCCAGCAAUCAAUUAAGUGGGAGUAUUCCAUAUAGCAUUGCGAACCUUUCUGAGUUAAAGUUGUUAGAUCUUUCUAAAAAUCAAUUGAGUGGGAGUAUUCCAGAUAGCAUCGGGCAACUAUCUCAGUUAAAGACGAUACUUCUUUCAAGCAAUCAGUUGACUGGGGGUAUUCCAUAUAGCAUCAGGCAGCUUUCCAAGUUAAGGACUAUAUAUCUGUCUAGCAAUCGAUUGAGUGGGAGUAUUCCAAAUAGCAUCGGGCAACUUGCUAAGUUAGAGAGCAUAGAUCUUUCCAGCAAUCAAUUGGGAAUAGGAUUUCCCAAAUGGCUUCUAUUGCAAAAUACAACAACCAUGGUUGAUCUCUCUAAUGCUAGCAUCUCAGGUCCUCUUCCAGAAAACAUUGAUCAUAUGAUGCCAAUGUUGCGAGAAUUAUAUCUUAAAAAUAACCUCAUGAACGGUUCAAUUCCAAAGUCGCUAUGCAAUUCAAAAUUUUUGGAAGCUCUUGAUCUCUCAAACAAUAUGUUUUCCGGAAGUAUUCCCAAUUGUUGGAGAAAGAAUCAAUCAUUCAAUUUUAUUGAUCUAUCUUCUAACAAUCUCUCGGGUUUGUUUCCGAGCACAAUGGGGCUACUUUCUUAUUUAUUGGUACUGCACUUGAACAACAAUAGUCUCAAUGGGGAACUACAUAUGGCCUUGAAAAGCUUCACUUCUUUACUGGUUUUGGAUUUGGGUGAAAAUAAAUUUUUCGGAAAUUUAACAAGCAUUGUAGGAGGCGAGAUCAGCAACCAUUCUUUAAAAAUGCUUCGACUACGAAAAAAUUUGGUUUCUGGUUAUAUUCCUUUGGAACUAUGCUUUUUCUCUCGAUUGCAAAUUUUGGAUCUUGCGGAUAACAAUUUGACAGGAAGGAUUCCUCCUUGUUUUGGAAAGUUUCCAAUUAUGGUGAAUGCAACACAAUUGAUGAAACGCAUUAUUGAUGAUUAUUGGUCUUGGGCACAUUUGAAGGAGGUUGUGAAAGGGAGAUACCUUGAGUAUACAAGAAAAACCCUAGGACUCGAGAGCAGUAUAGAUCUUUCGAGUAACAAUCUAAUAGGAUCCAUACCAAAUGAGCUAAUUUUCCUUAAGGAUUUGCACAUUUUAAAUCUAUCUUGGAAUCAUCUCUCAGGAAAGAUCCCUGAGAAAAUUGGACAAAUGGAGAAUUUGGAAUCUCUCGAUUUCUCCCAAAAUGGCCUCUCAGGAACAAUCCCGAACAGUAUGUCAAGUUUAACCAAGUUAAGCCACCUCAACUUGUCCUACAACAACUUGUCAGGGCCAAUUCCAACAGGCUAUCAACUCCAAACACUCGAAGAUCCAACCAUUUACGUCGGUAAUCCUCAACUUUGUGGAGCUCCACUCUUGAAGAAAUGCUCAAAUGAUGUGCUACCUCCACCAACUGACCACUUGAAGGACAACGAUGAAGGUCCACUUACAAGAAUGUGGUUUUACAUCAUUGUGAUGUUAGGCUUUGCAACUGGAUUCUGGGGAGUUGUGGGAACUCUAUUUUUUGUAAAAACUUGGAGAUAUGCUUAUUUUCAAUGGGUGGAUGAUGUCCAACAUUGGAUCCUUGUGGUUAUAACAUUGAAGGUGGCAAGAGUUAAGAAGAUGUUCAAUGGCAACCCAGAUGAUCAGUGAGUAAUAUAUGAAGUAUGUUGUUGUUGCUACAUUUAUUACUAAACUAGUUCCAUAACCAGUGUUGCAGGGUAUGGUGUCAAGUCCAACUUUGAAUGGCCAAACAUUGCAUCGGUCAAUUUUAAAUGAACACAUAAGUAUUGGGGUUUGUAAAGUUUUCAAUAAUAUAACAUAUGUUGUAAUUUUAAAGGUUUUACAAAAAUAAAAAUUCAUAAAUUCA